AUGGAUCAUAGCCGGCGGCAUGAUGAGAGAGUUGCCGCAAAAUUCAAUUUGCUUUACCGACCACCCCUGUCUGUCCGUCCAGACCUCAUUGGACUCAUAACGUGUUCACUUAGAAACGAAGUACUAACGUUGAACGAGUCUAGACGUGCUAUGACCUCUCAGGACAAGGAGCUCGAGUCAUCUCAAGAAAAGACCUCUACUGUUGUUGAUCAUACCAGCGAAUCCACCGAAUACACUCGCGUCGCCAAUGAUGAAACCACAUUGCCUGAAGGAGGCCUACGCGCAUGGUCCGUGGUAGCAGGAGUCUUCCUGUCACAAUUUUGCUCAUUUGGGUAUACGAAUGCUUAUGGGGUUUACAAUGAUUUUUAUGUUCGACGAUAUCUGGUCGAGACGAGCACGUCGUCCCAGAUAAGUUGGAUCGGCAGCGUCCAGCUCUGGUUAUGCCUCUCGGUAGGGCUGUUCACAGGGCGAGCCUUCGACGCAGGCUAUUUCUACCACUUGAUGAUUGGGGGUUCUAUUCUUUUUGUUUUUAGCCUGUUCAUGGUAUCCAUCACCCAGCCGGAGCACUACUACCAGCUUUUCCUUUCACAAGGUAUUGGCCUUGGCUUGGCUAUUGGCAUUCUCUAUGUCCCGGGGCUAGGGAUUCUAUCACAUUAUUUUAAAAGACGACGCGCGCUCGCUAUCGGGAUCGCAACGUGUGGCUCAGCGGUUGGUGGUGCAUUGCAUCCCAUUAUGCUCAAUAAAUGGUUCCAGGGGAGCCUUGGAUUCCACUCCGGCGUCAAAGCUAGUGCAGGGUUGAACGCUGGGCUCCUCAUCAUCUCAUUGCUUUUGAUGAAACCAAAGUAUCCCCCCAACAGAAAAAAGGCCAACAGCACAUUUCGUAGCAUGCGGCUCUUUCUUAGAGAUCCGCCUUAUGUUAUAAUGAUCUUUGGCACGGUGAUCACACUCUCAGGAUUAUAUUACCCUAUAUUCUUUGUCCAGCUCAAUGCCAUUAAGAAUGGGAUCAGCCCGAACCUCGCCUUCUACACGAUCGCCAUUCUGAAUGCCGCCAGCGUAAUGGGCCGAAUAUCUACCAACGCACUCGUAUACAGAUUAGGCGCGUUCAACGUGGUGGUGUUCUGCAUAUUCAUAGCCUCCGUCCUUGUGUUCUGUACGCUGGCCAUCAAGACGGCAGCUGGGACGAUAACAUUUGCCAUCCUAUAUGGAUUCUUCUCCGGAGCCUAUGUGAGUCUACUUGCUCCCAUGAUUGGGACAACUGCGGAUAACGACUCGGAAAUUGGGGCACGCCUCGGCAUAUGCUUCACAUUCACAGGAUUUGGCGGACUGGUCGGCACGCCUAUUGCCGGCGCAUUGCUGUCAACAUCGUUUAUUUGGUGGCGGCCGACAAUAUACUCUGGAGUAGCUGUCCUCUCGGGUUCCAUAUGCUUCUUCACUUCCAGAUGGUUGUUGGCGAGACGUAGACAUACCCAAUGGAUUUGA
Psilocybe cubensis is the source of this 1479-nucleotide messenger RNA. RefSeq lists its product as uncharacterized. The transcript is spliced from 15 exons. Gene Ontology annotation, cellular component: fungal-type vacuole membrane. Gene Ontology annotation, molecular function: transmembrane transporter activity. Gene Ontology annotation, biological process: transmembrane transport. Lineage: Eukaryota; Fungi; Basidiomycota; Agaricomycetes; Agaricales; Agrocybaceae. The coding region runs from base 1 to 1479 and encodes 492 amino acids. The record is from RefSeq and is a predicted model, not a curated record.